Haliaeetus leucocephalus (bald eagle) is the source of this 1131-nucleotide messenger RNA. It is a transcript of the gene SOX7, whose product is annotated as SRY (sex determining region Y)-box 7. The record is from RefSeq and is a predicted model, not a curated record. Gene Ontology annotation, biological process: regulation of DNA-templated transcription; anatomical structure morphogenesis; cell differentiation. The transcript is spliced from 3 exons. NCBI's taxonomy places the organism in Eukaryota, Metazoa, Chordata, Aves, Accipitriformes, Accipitridae. Bases 1 to 1131 code for a protein of 376 amino acids. Gene Ontology annotation, molecular function: DNA-binding transcription factor activity, RNA polymerase II-specific; RNA polymerase II cis-regulatory region sequence-specific DNA binding.
AUGGUCUCGCCUAUAACGGCGCGAAAGCCGGGUUCGGUCACGGAUUUUCUGCUUGACCCACGGGAGUUGCUGCCACUGUUCCCCAUCCGUGAAAACGGGGAGAACAAAGCUUUCUUCCACCCUUUGUCUGCUCGGUCUAUUUUAGCUUGGCAAACAGAAAUAACCAGUCCAGACAGCCUGAGAAAGAGCUGCCCAAAUUGCAACACAGCUUUGCUGUCCAGCCUCUUACCCAAAUCCUGGAAGGCUCUGAGCCUCUCGCAGAAGCGUCCCUACGUGGAGGAGGCCGAGCGGCUGCGGGUGAAGCACAUGCAAGAUUACCCCAACUACAAAUACCGGCCCCGGCGGAAGAAACAGGUCAAGCGGAUCUGCAAGCGGGUGGACCCGGGUUUUUUGCUGGGCAGCCUGACGCGGGACCAAAACGCAGUGCCGGAGAAGCGGACCUGCGGCCGGGCAGGGGGGGAGAAAGAGGGGUCGGGUGAGUACCCCCCUCGCCCGGGGCUGCCGGCCGUUCGGGGAUACCGGGAGGCUCCGGGCAGCGGCAGCAGCACCAGCGUGGACACCUACCCCUACGGGCUGCCCACCCCGCCGGAGAUGUCUCCGCUGGACGCCAUAGACCCCGAGCAGAGCUUCUUCUCCUCGCCCUGCCCCGACGAGCAUCACCGCUCCCACCUCACCGGAGCCACCUACUCUCCGGAGUACGCGGGCAGCUCCAUCCCGUGCAACCACCACCCUCUCAGCCCCAUGCCGCAGCCGGCCACCUGCAUGAUCCCCCCGGCCUCCGGCUGCCCUCCCCUUCCUCCUCCUCCUCCUCCUCCCAGCUACUACACACCCGCCUUCCCCUCCCUGCACCCCCCUAGCCUCCAUGCCCACCUGGGCCAGCUCUCCCCACCACCCGACCACCACAGCUUUGACACCUUGGACCAGCUGAGCCAAGCCGAGCUCCUGGGGGAGAUGGACCGCAAUGAGUUCGACCAGUAUCUCAACAACCCCGGCCACGGCGACCACCAUGGUGGGGUCUUGGUCAACGGACACGUCUCGACGUCUGGCAGCUCCCACGCCUCCGAGACCAGCCUCAUCUCCGUCCUCGCCGAUGCCACGGCCACCUACUACAAUAACUACAGCGUCUCCUAG